CUGAGCCCCUCCCCGGGGCCAGGCCCCGCCAGCCGUAAACAGAACAGGUCCACGUGCAGCCGAGCCCCUGCGGCGAUGCCCCCAUCCUACCGCCCCUGGCGACCCUCGGCUUUUCGGGCCCGGUUUGCACUCUUCCGCCCCGUCCCCUCCCCUUCUUUGGUGUUUUAUUAGGGCUGUUAACACUCAGAUGAUUAAAAAAAAAAAAGCCAAAGAAAUCCCUUGGAGAGGGUAGCUGUUCACCCGUUAGCUGCCAACCUGUGUGCCCUGCCGUGGCAAUCCCUUCUAAGUUCUGAAAGUUUCUCCAGGAGACCUGCUCUCUGUAGUCAGAGCUGCAUCCCAUUUAAGAAAAUAGCAGAAGUUGUGAUUCAACCUGUUUGUUUCCAGGAAUGCUGGGUGGGUGGGGGGUGGAGGGGCAGUUCUUUAGUGCCACCUCGUACUGACACGUGAAUUAAUAGAUACUAGCCAUCUACAUACCAGGAAGAUGCCAGUGUAUCAUUGCUGCACAAGGGGCGUUUAGGGAUGGAGUGGCCUGCCCUGACACUUCUGAGGUUAGAGGCGUGGGCCACAGGUUGCAAGUGACUUCGGAAGUUGUGCCCUUGAGUUUACUGGCUCUGGAAGUUAUAGACUCGUGUGUGUGUGUGUGUGUGUGUGUGUGUGUGUGUGUGUAUCAGGAAGUUCUAUACAGCGCCUCUAAGGAAGUCACAUGCACCAUUCCUGCGUGUUUAUAUGCAAGUGAGCGCCGUGUGUUUGGGUUAGUUUAGGGGACGGAGGGGUGUGAGACCAAGAGGUGGUUUCCCCAGAUUCCCUGCACUGGCUGUCACCGCGAGUGUCACAGGAAAAAAAAAAGGUCGACCAUGGUGGCCGGGACCCGCUGUCUUCUAGCGUUGCUGCUUCCCCAGGUCCUCCUGGGCGGCGCGGCCGACCUCAUUCCCGAGCUGGGCCGGAGGAAGUUCGCGGCGUCUACUGGCCUCUCCUCUUCCCAGCCCUCGGACGACGUCCUCAGCGAGUUUGAGUUGCGGCUGCUCAGCAUGUUCGGCCUGAAGCAGAGACCCACCCCGAGCAGGGACGCCGUGGUGCCCCCCUACAUGCUGGACCUGUACCGCCGACAUUCGGGUCAGCCAGGCGCGCCUGCCCCGGACCACCGGCUGGAGAGGGCAGCCAGCUUGGCCAACACCGUGCGCAGCUUCCACCACGAAGAAUCUUUGGAAGAACUGCCAGAAAUGAGUGGAAAAACAACCCGGCGCUUCUUCUUUAAUUUAACUUCUGUCCCCACCGAGGAGUUUAUCACCUCAGCAGAACUUCAGGUCUUUCGGGAGCAGACACAGGAGACUUUGGAUAACAGUAGCAGUUUCCAUCACCGAAUUAAUAUUUAUGAAAUCAUCAAACCUGCAACAGCCAACUCCAAGUUCCCCGUGACCAGACUUUUGGACACCAGGUUGGUGACUCCGAAUGCCAGCAGGUGGGAGAGCUUCGACGUCACCCCCGCUGUGAUGCGGUGGACUGCACAGGGGGUCGCCAACCACGGGUUCGUGGUGGAAGUGGCCCACCCGGAGGACAGCCCGGAGGUCUCCAAGAGGCAUGUGCGGAUUAGCAGGUCUUUGCACCAAGAUGAGCACAGCUGGUUACAAAUAAGACCCUUGCUAGUCACUUUCGGCCACGAUGGGAAAGGACACCCUCUGCACAAAAGGGAAAAGCGUCAAGCAAAACACAAACAGCGCAAGCGCCUGAAAUCCAGCUGCAAGAGACACCCUUUGUACGUGGACUUCAGUGAUGUGGGCUGGAAUGACUGGAUCGUAGCCCCCCCGGGGUAUCAUGCCUUUUACUGCCACGGGGAGUGCCCUUUCCCCCUGGCUGAUCACCUGAACUCCACGAAUCACGCCAUCGUCCAGACGUUGGUCAACUCCGUUAACUCUAAGAUCCCAAAGGCGUGCUGUGUCCCAACAGAACUCAGUGCCAUCUCCAUGCUGUACCUUGACGAGAACGAAAAGGUGGUAUUAAAGAACUACCAGGACAUGGUUGUGGAGGGUUGUGGGUGUCGUUAGCACAGCAAAAUAAAAAUAAAUAUAUAUAUAUAUAUUUUAGAAAAAACAAAAAAAAAAAUCAAGUUGACACUUUAAUAUUUCCCAAUGAAGACUUUAUUUAUGGAAUGGAAUGGAGAAAAAAAACACAGCUAUUUUGAAAAUAUAUUUAUAUCUACGAAAAGAAGUUGGGAAAACAAAUAUUUUAAUCAGAGAAUUAUUCCUUAAAGAUUUUAAAAUGUAUUUCGUUGUACAUUUUAUAUGGGUUCAACCCCAGCACAUGAAGUAUAAUGGUCAGAUUUAUUUUGUAUUUAUUUACUAUUAUAACCACUUUUUAGGAGAAAUAGCUAAUUUGUAUUUAUAUGUAAUCGAAAGAAGUAUUGGGUUUGUACAUAAUUUUCCAAAAAUUGUAGUUGUUUUUCGUUGUGUGUAUUUAAGAUGAAAAGUCUACAUGGAAGGUUACUCUGGCAAAGUGCUUAGCACAUUUGCUUUUUUUUUUUUUUUUUUUUUUUUUUUUUUUUUUUUUUUUUUUUUUUGCAGUGCUACUGUUAAGGUCACAAGUUCAAGUCCAGAAAAAAAAAGUGGAUAAUCCACUCUGCUGACUUUCAAGAUUAUUAUAUUAUUCAAUUCUCAGGAAUGUUGCAGAGUGGUUACCCAGUCCAUGAGAACCUAUGUCCUUAUUAGGUGGAAUAUUUGGAUAAGAACCAGACAUCGCUGAUCUAAUAUACAAUCCUUCCCCCACCCCCCAAUUUGCAGAAAAUAAAAAGCAGGACCAAUUGAAAUAAUUAGGAAAAUGAUGAAUCUUCAGGAAAGGGAAUGAUGGUUUGUUGUUCUUCUUUCCUAAACUAGUGACCCCUUCAAAGGGGCUGGUCUGGCCAAAGUGUUAAAUAAAACAUAAGAUUUCUUCAUUAUUCAGAUUGUGGUCAUGUAUAUUUAAAAUUGAUAUCUAGUUGCCCUCAUGAAGAGUUGGAAAUUGAUUUGUGUUUUAACUUUUACCUCACCUGGCAGCCUAAAGCUCAGAAGGACUCCAUUUUCUAACUUUGCCCCCAACACAGCAAAAGCAUGCCCGUCGUGCUUUCUCUCCACCCCGAUCUCUGUUCCAUCAGCUUGCUUUUCUUUCCAAGGUUAUAUAUUUGAACACUUUUCUCCAAAUGUUAAACCUAUUUAGGAUAAUAAAUAUCAAAGCUCUGGUACUUCAUUCUAUAGAGUCCAUCCUGUAAGAGAAAAUGGAACAUUUGUACAGCAUUCACAAAGAUCACCUUGUGUCUGCAAUUUUGUUUCUGAGGCUACUCAUUGUGGAAGGAGGUAGGGAAAAGGCAGGGAAUGGCUGGAGAUUUGCAAGCAAGUCAUUGGAUAAUUCCUAGGAAUUGUCAGUGAUUUAGUAUUUCACACAAACCUCUUUGAGGCAGAAAGAUUUAAAAGAGAACCGAAGCUACAAAACAAGCAAAACCUGGGGAACCCAAGAUAAAGUUUCAGAGAUGAUAUCCCAUGCAACAGAGGCAAUGGAGCCAAAAAAUUAGAAAGGGAAAGUGUCUGAGAUCAGCUUCUACAAGGCCAUCUGCCAAUUGGACUAAAGCCCAAGCAGAGUGAAGUCAAAUUAGGCCUUCGGAAUGAACGCUCACCAGUGGCAGGGCUCCUGUGCUCUGGGUUGAAGUCAGACACUAGGAAGGGUUCUGUGGGUUUGUUGCUGUGGCUGGGGGGGGGGAGGGCCCACAACACCCCAUGAUGUUACCAGAAGUAUUUUAAGGUCAGUUUCUAGGACUGAGUGUCACCUCUGACCCUGCUGUGACUGGAGAGGCCUGAUUUUCUUUCCUAGCCCUGCCUAGGAAUUGGCUGAAAAAAAAAAAAA
Sus scrofa (pig) is the source of this 3867-nucleotide messenger RNA. RefSeq names its product bone morphogenetic protein 2 (gene BMP2). Gene Ontology annotation, cellular component: extracellular region. The record is from RefSeq and is a predicted model, not a curated record. Lineage: Eukaryota; Metazoa; Chordata; Mammalia; Artiodactyla; Suidae. Gene Ontology annotation, molecular function: growth factor activity; cytokine activity.